GUCGCUUUCGUUUCGUCUAGCUUGAGAAUUACUUCGCCAGAACAAAAGAGCAGGGUUGGGGUUGUUGAGGAAACUUCCCAUUUUCCCCCUUUCACUUUUUUGUUUCUUCGUCAACCUUAACAAUUUUCCCUAAUUUCUUCAAUUUUUAAUUUUUUGAUUCGAUUUGAUCUAGUCUUCAUGGCCACCACCGGAAACAAAAACAUCAAUGCCAAAUUGGUGUUGCUUGGAGAUGUUGGGGCUGGAAAGUCUAGUCUUGUGUUGCGCUUUGUUAAAGGGCAGUUUGUUGAAUUUCAGGAAUCAACUAUAGGCGCUGCCUUUUUCUCACAAACGUUGGCUGUAAAUGACACCACUGUAAAGUUUGAGAUUUGGGAUACUGCAGGUCAAGAGAGGUACCAUAGCUUGGCACCAAUGUACUACAGAGGGGCUGCAGCUGCCAUUAUUGUAUAUGAUAUAACAAAUCAGGCCUCGUUUGAGCGGGCUAAGAAAUGGGUUCAAGAGCUUCAAGCACAAGGCAAUCCAAAUAUGGUUAUGGCACUUGCUGGGAACAAAUCUGAUUUGCUGGAUGCAAGGAAGGUCACACCGGAGGAAGCACAAGCUUAUGCUCAAGAGAAUGGACUAUUCUUUUUGGAAACCUCUGCAAAAACAGCAUCUAAUGUCAAUGACAUUUUCUAUGAAAUAGCAAAGAGAUUACCUCGGGUGCAGCCAGCACCAAAUCCGUCAGGAAUGGUUCUCAUGGAUAGACCCGCAGAAAGGACAGCAAGUGCAUCCUGUUGCUCUUAGGUACUUGGGUGGUGGUGGUUGCUCUUAGGUACUUGGGUGACGGUGGUCAUUGCUACUGCCCGGCUACUUGUAUCUUCUGAUAGCUCCUGUAAUGCUUGCUAGAAUUCAAAGUCUAUCAUCUUUCCAAGUUUCCUUCAUGUAUUAUUAAUUUGAAAAUCACUGUGCAUGCACACUCAUUGCUUGUGCUUUCCAGUAACUGCACCGUAGGGAUUGCUUCUGCUUUUUUGUUUUAAAACCAUAUUGGUUUGAAUGUAGAUAAUUGUGUUCUUAUCA
This is a messenger RNA of Mangifera indica (mango), 1053 nucleotides long. Its product is annotated as ras-related protein RABF2b. The record is from RefSeq and is a predicted model, not a curated record. Gene Ontology annotation, molecular function: GTP binding; GTPase activity. Bases 178 to 780 code for a protein of 200 amino acids. The transcript has 7 exons. NCBI's taxonomy places the organism in Eukaryota, Viridiplantae, Streptophyta, Magnoliopsida, Sapindales, Anacardiaceae.